Messenger RNA from Cyanistes caeruleus (blue tit), 2051 nucleotides. Lineage: Eukaryota; Metazoa; Chordata; Aves; Passeriformes; Paridae. The record is from RefSeq and is a predicted model, not a curated record.
GAGUUUCUUCACAAGGUCCCGCCUGCUCCGCCACCAGAUGAUCCACACGGGGGAACGGCCCUAUGAGUGUGGGGAGUGUGGGAAAGGCUUCAGAGACACCUCGGAUCUGCUCCGCCACCAGACCGUCCACACCGGGGAGCGUCCCUAUGAAUGUGGGGUGUGUGGGAAGGGCUUCAGCACCAGCACCCAGCUGAGCGUGCACCAGAGGAUCCACACCGGGGCACGGCCCUACGAAUGUGGGGAAUGUAGGAAGACCUUCAGCGCCAAGUUCAAUUUGAUCCGCCACCAGAAGACCCACACCGGGGAACGGCCCUACGAGUGUGAGGAAUGUGGGAUGAGAUUCACCGCCGGCUCCAGUUUGAUCCGCCACUGGAUGAUCCACAGUGGGAUACGACCCUAUGUGUGUAGGGAAUGUGGGAAGCGCUUCCGUGACCGCACUUGCCUGGUCAUCCACCAGACAAUUCACACCAGGGAAUGUUCCUACACGUGUUCAGAAUGUGGGAAGAGCUUCAGCCAGCGCUCCAACCUGAUCAUCCACCAGAGGGUCCACACCGGGGAGAAGCCCUACACGUGCUCAGAGUGUGGGAAAAGCUUUGCCCAGAGCUCCAACCUUCUCGGCCACCAGACGAUACACGCUGUGGAGAGGCCCUAUGAGUGUCCUGAGUGUGGGAAGAAGUUUAAGAGACGCUCCACUCUCCUCAUGCAUCAGCAGAUCCACACAGGAACAAGGCCCUUUCGCUGCCCCGACUGUGGGAAGGGCUUCCAUAAGAAUUCCACCCUCCUGACCCACCAGCGGACCCACAGCAUGGAGGGACCCUAACAGUGUCCCCAGUGUGGGCAGAGCUUCUCCCAGAGCUCUACCGUGAGCCAACAGCAAGGGAGGGCCCGGUAAGGGAAGCCCUGCGCGUGCCCCGCGUGCGGGAAGAGCUUCGUGCGCUGCCCCAGCUCCAUCCUGCUCUGGAUGAUCCCCAGUGAGCCUCGCUGGGCAGGGACUCGGUGAUCCGUGCUCCUGGUGAUCCGUGCUGGGAAGACACCUGGCUGGUGGUGUCCACAUCUCCCUGGCUCCCUGUGCUCACCUGGAUGCAACAGGAGCUCAAGGGAGCACGGCCAUGGACAGUGACACGGGGAGCCACGGACAUGGGUGGGGAAAUGAAUGGGGACAUGGUGGGGACAUGGACAUGGGUGGGGACAUCAAGGGACACGGGCAUGGAUGGGGACAUGGAGAGCCAUGAAUGGGGUCAGGGAAUUGGGUGGGAACAUGGGGAGCCAGGAAUGGGGACAUGGUGGGGACAUGGGUUGAACUUCCAGGGGAUGUGGGGGAUGAUGGGUUUGUGUGCACAUCGGCCCAGUGCUGCUAAUAAACACUUUCUAACCCUAAAACGUUUAGAGAGUUUGUCUGUCCCAGCUGGAUAUUGAUACUGGAUCAUAUCCAUAUUUUGGUAAAUCAGCUGAACUUCUCUGGGGGCCUCUGAAGCUGCAGCAGGGACAGAUGUCCCCAAGGAGCUUGUGCUGGUGACAUCAGGGCUCUUGAGCAGGCUGGAGGCAGCCCUGGAUGUCCCCAUGGAGCCCCUGGGACUGCUGGUGAGCUCAGUGUUCCUCUGAGCAUACUGGGAUGUGACAAUGGCACCUGUGUGACCAUCUGUGACACCUCUUCUUCAGCCUGGCGGGCUCUGGGAUGUGACAAUGGCACCUGUGUGACCAUCUGUGACACCUCUUCUUCAGCCUGGCGGGCUCUGGGAUGUGACAAUGGCACCUGUGUGGCCAUCUGUGACACCUCUUCUUCAGCCUGGAGAGCUCUGGGAUGUCACCGUGGAGCCCCUGUGAGGUCCUGUGACAUCACGGCUGCUCAGUGCCCUGGAGACAGCCCUGGUGUCCCAAGUGUCAUCCCGUGAGCUCGGUGUGCUUUGGCAGCUGGGAGAGCCCUGGUGUGGACCUGAUUUUUCUGAGUCUCAGAGAGCUCCAGCCUGUCAGCGGCUGAUCUUUUCCCAAGGGAAAGUCUCUUGAGAACAUCUCUCUUUCACAGACAAUUUUUGUAAAUAAUUUCAUUUUCU